GUACAGUGUACAGGCCGGAAUGUAAACACCAUGGCUGCUGCUCAUUUUAAAAUUACUUUGUUAGAGUAUGCCUGCAAAUGCGUUGUCUCUAUCUUUUUGGAGUCAAACGGUUGUGCAGAGUUUGACAGUGAAAUGACGGGUUACCUAAAGGUGAUUGCAGCAGUGGCACCUACAUGUAACUGCUCAAAUUUGAGCACAAAACAGCAGAUGUAUGUGAAAUUGGCUGAAAUUUGUUCAAGAAUACAAAAGCAAACAUUAUUUAUUGAAAAGGGACAUUGUUUUAUUGAUUUGGUAAAAAGUUGCUGUGAUGCUCUCUAUUCAUUACAAGAUGUAGAGGAAAAAAAUUAUUUGGCUGGCUAUUCUGAAAUGACAAAGACCCUUGAUCAGCUCACCAUGACACCCUGCCCACCAAAUACAAAUGUUGAAGAGUACAUCAGUGACGUGAAGUUACAGAUACAAACAAUUGUUGAUAAGAUAGGAGAAACAUUUUUAGAUAAGAUGUAUGUUCUCCUGAAAGAUGUAUGCAAUGAAAACAUAUAUGGAACAUCUGGUUUCCAGUGGAAACACCAAGCAGGGCCUAACCUGAAUGAUUUUGAAACGUGAUAUUUUAAAAGCCAAAUCAAACCUUGUCUUUAGAAGUAUCUAGAUAUGAAAUAUAAAUAAAAAAUAGAUCCAUUGAGAGAAAAACCUAUUGAUUAAUUAUUCCGUUAAAAGUAUGAUUUUUUAUGAGAAUAUUAAUUCAAUCCAGCUAAAAUUUUGUCUCCUUGGAAUGGAAACCAAAAUCGAUCAUCUUAUCAUUACCGUUUUAACUUUUUCCUAGAUGGACGAUUAAAAAAUUUUGAUAGAAACAACACCCAAUUAUUUCUGAAUGCAAAUCUGUAAAGUAAAAGGCAAUCAUCAUAUUUUUACAACACUCAAUGCAGCCUUGUUUCCCCAAUGUUUUCCUUUACUCUUCGUAUUCUUCCAUGCUGAUAUAUAAAAGCUAUGGGUUGUGAUGAUCAAGCGUCCAUGGAUGGUUCCGUAGUUGACAUCUUCAGGGCUGCUCCGUCUGAAAGUGUAGAAGCUAGUUCUAUCACCUUUAAUCUUUGACUUGUUAUCUGUUUUAUGGAACACGAAAUUUCAACAUACGUUUUUAGCAAUUGUUUAACAGUUAUUCUUAAAUGCAAUAAUCGAUUAUCUUUCUAAAAUGCACUUUAUAUGUAUGAUAGCUCAAUUUAUACUUUGUUUAUAACGCAAACUGAUAUUGUGUACAUAUUAUUGUAAAAAUUUCAGUUUAACAUUUUUCUUUUAUACUGUUAUGUUAUAUUAAGAUUUAUGUUCUAUCGUUACGUUUUUUUUAGGUUUAGGCUAUGAAAGUCAUUUUAUAAUUCUAACAAUUAUGCUCAACGUGACGUAUUUUCAAGAGCUGUAGGCGUAUAGCUGAUAAAGAUGAUGAGAACGCUUCGUUAACUGAACUUCCCUAUUUGCAAUAGGGAAUGUCUGCGAGAAUAAAGUAUUGUCAGGCAUAAGCCAAUAUCUACGUAUCUUGCUGACUUGUUCUCGAAUCUGUCUAUUUACUUAUGUUUUGUGCAUCUUAAUCAUAGUCUGGUUCACGUUAGACUAUUUUAGCUUUCUGCAGGUAAGAAGCUCGGAUCUACUUUUCCACAACAGCGCUAAGUACAAUUUUAGUAUCUAUACCUAAUUAAUUUCUCCCUCAUUUUUAACUUUGUUGAUAAAGUGCCUAGCAACAUAGGAUAGCUCAACCAGUACCCGUUGGAUAAAUUAUUUUUCAAUGAUUAGAUCAUGCUUGCCAUGAAAAUUCUGCAGUGGCAAGUUCGUAUUUUAAAAGGAGAUGAAAAAAGUCUGAAAGGAAAUAGAAUAAUAAUUUUCAAUGAAAAAGACUUCAUUUGGCGUUUUUUUUUGUUAUUUUUAAGACAUUCCUCUAUUGUCCUCUUCUUGUUUGAGAACAGUCGGAAUAUGAAAUGUCAGAGAUUUUUAUUCUCGUGAAUUUUAUCUUUGUAUUUAUACUUAUGUAUGAACUGAAUUUUUAAUAUCAUCUUCAUUAUACUGUCUAGUUGAGCUGCAAUCUAGAAGAUUGUAUAUAAAAAAUAAUGUUGGUAUUCGUUUUCAACAUUGAAUUUAUUUUUUUAGUUUUGCUUGCAAACUUUCUAGCCACGCCACGGCGCUUGUCCAAUCGAAUUUUGAGAGUGAUUGAAAAGACCUCAACAUAUUAGGGAAGUAGCUAUAACUCCUCUUCAGGGAGUCUUUUAGGAAAUUUCAUAAUAUCGCGCAGAUUUAAGAAAGAUAACAUCGGUUGUGUUUUGUUACUUUAAAAUAGAAUGGCAGUCAAAACCGCUUCUACUGACUGGACUGGACAGCGAAAAACUGCUAGUGCUCAUUUUUAACA
Rhopilema esculentum is the source of this 2386-nucleotide messenger RNA. The record is from RefSeq and is a predicted model, not a curated record. Lineage: Eukaryota; Metazoa; Cnidaria; Scyphozoa; Rhizostomeae; Rhizostomatidae.